GGGAAAGGCGUUCUGGAUGCUGGAUGCGGCUGCCUCCAGAGAGGCAGGCCCGAGAAGUGGCAAGGCUGGAGCGGCCGAGAUGGGCUCAAGGUUUGGGCUCCCGCUGUCCGCACGUAGCCUCUUUGGCUCCAAGCCGUCUCGACAGCCCCUCGGCCACGCGCUUGCUUGCCCAGCCUCCGCCGGAAAAAAAGCCCGGCCGAUCAGAGAUGGCCCGCUCCGCCCUCGCCGCCGCCUGCGUGCUCGCAGCCCUGGCCUGCGCCGUCUACCGUGGAGCCCGCGCCUUUGUACCCGCGCCGCAGAGCCCCGCCCUGCGCGGCGAUGCGCUGGCGGCUGCCGGCAUCCUCGCCGCCGCCACGCCCGAGGCGGCCAACGCGUUCACGUACAACGGCAAGGAGUACUUCGACGUCUUUUACGGCAUCAGCCCGCUGUAUUGGGCCGUGUGCGCGUUCGGCAUCGUCUUCUACGGCGCCGUGCUGAAGAACGCCGCGCUCAAGUACAACACGCCCUACGGCACCACCACCAACCCGGACGCCAAGCCAGUGGUCACCGGCAAGUUCGUGGGCAUGGAGGUUGAGACCAACCAGACCGAGAACUACAACUACAAGGGGAAGGACUACAUCAACAAGUAGAGGGCCCGCGGGAGGGGGACGCCACCCCUGGGGGCGCCGGGCUUCCGGCUCGAUGCGUGAAGGUCGACCGUCCCUCCGUGCCGCGAGCUCCCGACUGGCGGGCCGCGGAGGAGGCGCAUCUCCGGCUCGCGUUCUCGAGGCGAGCUCUCGUUUUUUUUUUGCCAGCGAUUGGCCGCCGUCUGGCCGCUCCGCACAACAACGAUGAGUCGAGAACGACGAGGAGAUCGAGACGGAGGUCCGUCGUCGUUUUCGGCCCUGCGGGGCCCUCGAGCAGAAUCAAGGCCUCGGGCGUCUCGAAGGAGAUCGAGACGGAGCCCUGUUUUAUGGCUGGGUACGGCGAAGCACCGCCGCCGGCUGCCGUUUGGAAGCGCCUAUGUGUGGCAUAACGUUGCGGCCAGAGCUCGGCCAAGCUGUCGGGCGGUGUGCUCCCCCGGGCCGUUGUGGAGACCCUCGAGGGAGGCGUCGCCCGAUAUCGGAGACGCUUGCGGCGAAUCGCCGCCGCGCCCUGCCCUUGUCUUGGGUGUUGCUGAAAGUGCCCCUGGCCCAAGGUGCCCCCUGUUUUUCGACGUUGCGGUGAGAGCUCGGCCAAGUUGUCGGACUGUGUGCUGGCCUGAGCCGUUGUGGAAACCCGUCGGGGAGCACGUGGGGGAGAAAGAAG
This is a messenger RNA of Prorocentrum cordatum, 1287 nucleotides long. The record is from the annotation of a GenBank genome assembly. Lineage: Eukaryota; Dinophyceae; Prorocentrales; Prorocentraceae.